AUGGCGUCCAUAAACCUCGUUUAUACGCAACUCAGCGCACAGCAAGCUCUACUCCAGGCACAAGCUAACCAGUCAGCAUUUGUAACUCCACAACCAAGGUCUCUGAGUACACAUACAACUCAGCAGACUAACGCGUGGAACCUACGUCCGGAGAGAGGACCAGUUCAAAAUGUGAGAAGACCAAGCGCGCACGACACGCGCGAUACCUACGGCGAAACAGAAAGCAACUUUGUGCAAAAUCCCAACGUGCAAAGAAAACCGAUCCAGGCUCGUUUGGGCGCGCGUAAUAUGAACACAGAAUGGGAUGAAGAGGAAGACGACCCAACAUACAAAGGGGAAACCACAGUGUUUAGCAGACUUCAUCCAGAGCAUGAAGCAUACAAGCCCGCAAAGCGCGCAGGGUACAACCCAAAGGCAGAGCAUGAUUAUACCUUAAGCUAUCGUCCAGACGACAUGGCUGAAGAUUCGAAAUUCAUCAGGGAGAUUGCCACAGCUGCUAUAGACAAAACCAAGCUGCCGCACAACGUUGGCAAAUACAAUGGUCUAACAGAUCCAGACGAUCAUCUUCAGGUCUUCAAAGGCGCAGGAGCAACAGGUGGGUGGAACCUACCAACUUGGUGCCACCUGUUCGCACAAACGUUCGUGGGCGCAGCGCGCGUCUGGUUCGACAGCUUACCAGCAGGAAAAAUUAAAUCAUGGGUUGACUUCAGAGAGAAGUUCCUGGCACACUUCUCUCAACAGCGGAGGCACGCCAGAGACCCAGCAGAUUGUCUAAACAUAUGGCGUCGAGACCACGAAAUCGUGGAAGAUUUUAUCACAAGAUAUAACAAAGAAUGUUUGGAGAUUGGAGAUGUGGGAGAAAAAAUGAUGCGCGCACACUUCAUGAGGGCAGUCAAGUGUGACGAUCUGAUCAAGCGCGUGAAAGGUAGAGACGGAGGACCCAAAGAUUGGGAAACUUUCAUUGAGGCCGCCAAGACAAUAGCACAGACAGACAAACAGUUGACCGGUGAUGACCAUCGUCAACGCGCACAUAACUCUAAUGACCGACAUGGCAGAAAAAGCAGAGGCCAGUCAUGGAGGUCUUCCAGUCAUAGAGAAAGAAGCCCACCGAGAGAAGAUGCGCGACACACAAUCAAUCAGAUAGCACACAGAAAAGAAGUAAAGAAAGAAAACAGAGAGAAACAGUGGACGCCAUUAACCAAGACCCCAUCGGAGGUCUUGGCCACUGAAAAUCACCAAUUUAAACCACCCCUACAGAUGCGCAACAAAAGGGGCCAAGAUCCCAAUCUCUACUGUGAAUUCCAUAAGGAUACGGGUCACCUCACCGACGACUGUUUCAGCCUGAAGCAAGAAAUUGAAAGAGCCCUAAGGGAUGGAAAGCUCACUCACCUGGUCAAAGGCGGAAAGCGCGACUACCGCCAAAUCCAAAGAAGAGACGAAGGGCCGGAUAACAAAAAACUCAGGAAGUUAGAGACCCACAUGGUGCAGGGAGGCCCACGAAGACCAAAGAAAAAUUACAACAAGCGUACACAAGAUGAUUCGUGGCGCGAGAAGCAAGUCAUCUUCCCAGUUGUUAGAGGAGGCCCAAGGGAAAAACGACCAAUAGUCAUCCCAGGAGUGAUUGGUCAUUACCAGACAGACUACAUCUUCAUCGAUCCGGGGAGCACCGCGGAUAUCAUAUACGAACAAUGCUUCAAUCAAUUUGACGAGGAGGACAAGGCGCUCUUGGAGCCAGUAGACUACCCACUAACUGGUUUCUGCAACGAGGCCGUCUUUCCCUUGGGACAGAUAUCAUUCCCGGUGUUACUCUCGGACGGACGAAAUUCAAGAACAGAAGAAGUCACCUUCAUGGUGCUGCCUGCACACUCACGACACGACAUCCUCCUAUGA
Helianthus annuus (common sunflower) is the source of this 1890-nucleotide messenger RNA. RefSeq lists its product as uncharacterized. The transcript has a single exon. Bases 1 to 1890 code for a protein of 629 amino acids. Lineage: Eukaryota; Viridiplantae; Streptophyta; Magnoliopsida; Asterales; Asteraceae. The record is from RefSeq and is a predicted model, not a curated record.